AAGGAGACGAGUUUCCGCAUCGCGUGACUUCCGCUGUGACAUGCGCAGUAAAGUAGACGGCAGUCGUCUUGUUUUGGUUUCGGGUAAUCAACGAAAUCUCAGCGUCGCGUCAAUUUCCAGCAGCAGAACRGUCGCCAAAACCCGGGAUUUGGACUAAAACGGGACAACAGCGAGUAUCAUGGGUGCUGGUUCGAGCACCGAGGCAGAAAGAGAGCCCCUGCUCGGCCCGGCUUACGUGGGCACGAACCGCCAGCCCGUCAGCCGAGUGUACGGCAGAAGAUGGCUGGUUCUGACCCUGUUUUCUCUACUGGGACUCAUGCAGGGGAUGGUGUGGAACUUCUGGGGUCCUAUUGAGAACUCAGCUGUCCAGGCUUAUGGAUUCUCCAAGUCGGACAUCGCGGUUCUGGUUCUGUGGGGCCCAGUGGGGUUCAUUCCUUGGCUGCUGUUUAUGUGGUUAAUGGAUAAAAAAGGUUUGCGGUCAUCGCUUCUCCUCUCUGCCUUGUUCAUGCUGCUCGGAGCGACUCUCCGAAGCAUCCCAGUGACAGACCAGCACAUCAGACGAUGGAUGAUACACGGAGGCCAGUUUCUAAAUGGUUUGGCCGGGCCGACCAUAAUGAGCGCCGGCCCCUUCCUCUCCACUACAUGGUUUGCCCCAGAUCAGAGAGCAACAGCAACGGCCGUGGCCUCGCUCUUCUCCUACUUGGGAGGUGCUGCUUCAUUUCUAGUGGGACCACUUAUUGUUCCAGCUCCCAAUGCCUCCCUGGCAGCAGCGGGGCUUUCCAACAGYUCCAUUCAAAGCAGAAUACAGCUCGUUCUGUAUGCAGAACUGGGUGCAAUUGCGAUGCUUUUUACCGCCGUCCUGUUCUACUUCCCAUCUCGACCACCAAUCCCUCCCAGUGUGGCCGCAGCAAGCCAGAGACUCAGUUACAGGAGCAGCAUCUGCAGACUUCUGAGCAAUUUCCGGUUCUUGAUGAUUGCACUGGCCUAUGCAGUCCCCACUGGAGUGGUUGCUGGCUGGUCGGGAGUCCUGGACAUGGUUCUUACCCCAGCUAAUGUCAGCCAGGUGAACGCAGGCUGGGUGGGAUUCUGGUCCAUAGUUGGUGGAUGUAUUUUUGGAGUUGCAAUGGCCAGAUUUGCUGACUCUAUUCGUGGGAUGCUGAAGCUGAUACUGGUGCUGAUGUUGGCAGGAGCUUCGCUGUCUUCCACCUGGUUCACUCUCACCUGUCUGAGCAGUUUUACCCACCUCCCAUCUACUUCUGCCAUCUUGUACACUUCCUGCAUCCUGGUUGGAGUUUUUAUCAACAGCAGUGUCCCGAUAUUCUUUGAGCUCUUUAUUGAGACUGUGUACCCUGUUCCUGAAGGCAUCACCUGUGGGGUUGUCACUUUCCUGGGAAACCUGGCCACUGGCUUGCUCCUCUUCUUCCUCACCUUUUACUGCACAGAGGUCUCCUGGCUGAACUGGUGUGUAACUGGUUCUUGUCUCUUCAGCCUCGUCCUCAUUCUCUUCUUCAAGGAGUCCUACGAUCGUCUCUACCUGGACGUCUUUGUCUCGGUGUGACACAGAAAAGGGAAAUAAAUCUGGAUGAUACCUGCUCUAGCAUGAAGAGGACCUGAAAAGGGAUUUGAAGAGUGACUGGGAAACCUUUUUGCUCUUUGUAAGAUGUAUUAUUUUAGGAUCAAAAURUGUACAUACUGCUAACUAUGGAGACGGUAAUUUAUUGUUAAACCACAGAAGAACCAAGACUGGUUCUUGAUCUUUUACUCAUCAGAAGUGGUCAAUCCAAGGUCAAAUAAUGGUUUAAUUUGUUACUUUUYUAUUGACCAUUUGUUGGUAUGUAAACAAUAUAUGAACAAUUUAUGAUUAUUAAACUGGCCCAAAGUGGACAGACUGUUGUUUACAGAUUUAAAGCUUUUCUCUGUCGUUUUGUUUGAAUUUUCCUCAUGUCUGAAGAGACUGGACAGUUCCUCUGAGCGAACAAACGGGACAUCACACUGACUCCAACUCUAAAUCAAGUGUUUGUCCCCAACGAAGGAGGGAGAAAUGAUAAUGGAACAGUCCCACCAGCCAAUGAGUGGCCCGGCUGUGUUGAGUUGUAAAAAAUGUGUUCGUGCUGCAGACUGCCGGCUGUGACUCAGAGCGAAGGAUUAACUGGCUCGACACAGUGACCUGUGGUAGUGCCCGUCAUUGAGAYGCAGGUACUUGGAUUAUGUUUUAUCACCUUCUCAAAAUGAUCAUUAAACACAAAUAAUCCACCAGAUUAUUUGUGUUUAAUGAUUAUGACUGGAUGCCAGCCAGAGACAUGGACUGGGACUGGACACACCUCCUGUUUCAUUGAAAAGUCUUUGAUCCUUUUUGGUUUUCAGGCAUAAUUAUGACUCAUGAUGUUUGUUUCUGCUAGAUGUACUUUUUAAAGGGAUCCUGAUUAGUUGUAACAUU
Messenger RNA from Austrofundulus limnaeus, 2437 nucleotides. It is a transcript of the gene slc49a4, whose product is annotated as solute carrier family 49 member 4. Gene Ontology annotation, molecular function: transmembrane transporter activity. The record is from RefSeq and is a predicted model, not a curated record. Gene Ontology annotation, biological process: transmembrane transport. Lineage: Eukaryota; Metazoa; Chordata; Actinopteri; Cyprinodontiformes; Rivulidae. Gene Ontology annotation, cellular component: intracellular membrane-bounded organelle; membrane.